Messenger RNA from Glycine soja, 947 nucleotides. Its product is annotated as oleosin 1-like. The coding region runs from base 16 to 654 and encodes 212 amino acids. The record is from RefSeq and is a predicted model, not a curated record. Gene Ontology annotation, biological process: lipid storage; sexual reproduction. The transcript has a single exon. Lineage: Eukaryota; Viridiplantae; Streptophyta; Magnoliopsida; Fabales; Fabaceae. Gene Ontology annotation, cellular component: membrane; monolayer-surrounded lipid storage body; extracellular region.
UCAUCAAACACAUGCAUGGGUUUUGCAUGCAAGCCUUGCAUGAAAAGCUUGCCAACACGUGCCAAACCACCUCCUCAGGUGUUGCCACCCAAGCCUCCACUCACCAAUUUCUCCAUUUAUACCCUCAUUACCACCACCUUAAACCCUACCACAUUAAUUACUCACUCUUCACUCAAAACUCUUGUCUUUCAUUUUGAUAAUUCCCACACUAUGGCUGAGCUUCACUACCAACAACACCACCAAUACCCUCACCGAUACCCUAAUGAUCCAUACGAACAACAAACUAGCUACUCCACUCAGGUCGUCAAGGCGGCCACCGCCGUCACCGCGGGCGGCUCCCUCUUGAUCCUCGCCUCGUUGAUCCUUGCCGGCACCAUCAUCGCCCUCACCAUCGUCACACCACCGCUCGUCAUCUUCAGUCCGGUUCUCGUCCCCGCGGUGAUCACCGUCGCGCUGCUGAGCCUGGGGUUCCUUGCCUCCGGCGGGUUCGGUGUGGCGGCGAUCACGGUGCUGGCGUGGAUCUACAGGUACGUCACCGGGAAGUACCCACCUGGCGCGGAUCAGUUGGACAGCGCGCCUCACAAGAUCAUGGACAAGGCGCAUGAGAUCAAGGACUAUGGACAGCAGCAAAUCAGUGGGGUGCAGGCUUCUUAAUCGUGUGCACGCACGCACCCGAUCAAAUCCAUCUCGUGGAUUUCUCUCUUUGUCUAGUUAGUUAUAUUUACGAUUUAUGAAUGAAUGAAUGCAGGAAUGAGCGUUAAAGUUGAAUUUGAAUCUCCUCUUUUCUUUGUAUUUUCGUUUAUUGUGGGUGUUCGAUCAUCAUCACUUGUUGUAGUUGUAAUGUCUUAAUUUUGUGUGCAUGCUGCGACUAUUCAAGGACGAUCCAUUUGUGUAUUUAUUCUAGUUUUUUCUUUCCAUUUUUAUGAAUCGGUUUGCUUGUUUUCUAA